Messenger RNA from Drosophila bipectinata, 1446 nucleotides. RefSeq names its product nuclear factor Y-box A (gene Nf-YA). NCBI's taxonomy places the organism in Eukaryota, Metazoa, Arthropoda, Insecta, Diptera, Drosophilidae. Gene Ontology annotation, biological process: regulation of transcription by RNA polymerase II. Gene Ontology annotation, molecular function: DNA-binding transcription factor activity, RNA polymerase II-specific. The record is from RefSeq and is a predicted model, not a curated record. Gene Ontology annotation, cellular component: CCAAT-binding factor complex.
GACGCUAAGAAAGUGUAAGUGUGUUGAGGGCUUGAGGGACACAAAUCCGGGCUAUGGAAAACCAUUUUAGCGCUACACGCCCCACAGCCACGUCUAGAAUGAGCACCGCCGCCGCCACCGCCAACAGCAAUAGCCACAACAACAGUGGUGUCAAUGCCAACAGCCAUGGAAACAAUGUGGCAGCCGGAUCAGCCAAUGCUCAGCCGAUUCAAGUGAUACCCAUGCCCGCCGGCAUGGGCCUACUACCGGCUGGAGCGGCUCAAAUUAUAAUUGGCCAACAACCCCAGGCGCAGGCCGCAACGGCAGGUCUGCAACCUCAACUAAUCCCUCUGCAAGCCAACCAGAUUAUGCUUCAGGCGCAGCAGCAGCCACAGAUGCAGGUGAUGCAACUGCCGGAUGGCCAAACAAUCUUCUAUCAGACGCCCACUAUUGCCGCCCUGGAUCCCAAUGCGGCUGCAGCAGCGGCAGCUGGUUUGACGCCCCAGCCCUCUUCCCAUUACCUCAAUAUCAAUGGACAGCUGGUGCAAAUAACUCCAGCGGCUAAUGCUAGCCAGGCGACAGCCACUGGUGGUCAGCAGAUCAUCAUGGUGCCACAGACAGCCAUGGCUGCAGUCAAUCCCGCAGCAGCGGCCGCCGGAGCCACAGGCGUUGUGGUAGCCCAGCAACCGCAGCAGCAACAGGCCCAAUCGCAACCGCAGCCACAGCAACAACCGCAGUCCACAUCAGCCGCUGCUAACUCUUCCGCCAACAAUAUUAACGCCGAUGUCAGCACCAGUACCACAGGAACAAAUACAAACAGCGAGGACGAGAGCUCCAAGGGGGAGGCGGACGAGGAGCCGCUCUACGUGAAUGCCAAGCAGUACAAAAGGAUUCUAAUUCGGCGGCAAGCCAGGGCGAAGCUGGAGUCCCGUAUACCCAAGGAGCGCUGCAAGUAUUUGCAUGAAUCUCGACACCGGCAUGCCAUGAACAGGGCCCGAGGCGAGGGUGGACGGUUCCAUUCGGCCCAGGAGAAGGGCGAUCAGUCGGGCUCGGAUGGCGGUAGUCUACCGAUGUCGCAAAGCAGUAGCGUGACCCUGAGCAGAGGCACAGCCAGAGCACCACCGAAGCUGAUCGCGCCGCACCAAACACCCAGCAUCACCAUCACGGCAAUAAAAACGGAGUCGUCGCUGUAGAUACACACACACACAACUAGAUGAUAGUUCAUAGUCCUAAGUCGUGCUAACGCCACACUCUGUGUCACCCACCUGUGUCCAACCUUAAAUCCAUCCGAGUUUUGGUUUUAAAUCCUGGUACUAUUGUACUUCAGGAGCCAGCAAGGGUGUUGUAAUUUUUUCUUUAAUUCGUUUUCGAAGCCAUUUUCCAGUCACUUUUCCAAAAAUCUAUUCAGCAUUAUUUAUAUUAUUAUUUAUACACCAAUUAUACCAUUUACAACAAUGCAAUAUUUAA